Molecule: messenger RNA, 2865 nt
Organism: Oreochromis niloticus (Nile tilapia)
Lineage: Eukaryota; Metazoa; Chordata; Actinopteri; Cichliformes; Cichlidae
Gene: ric3b
Product: RIC3 acetylcholine receptor chaperone b
Exons: 6
Coding region: 136-1272 (378 amino acids)
Biological process (GO): synaptic transmission, cholinergic; protein localization to cell surface
Cellular component (GO): neuron projection; intracellular membrane-bounded organelle; neuronal cell body
Source: RefSeq, a predicted model, not a curated record
CAGCUCCCGAGCACUUCCGUUCCUCCAGCCAACAAGGAAGUUCACCACACUCCAGUCUUCGUCGGCGUCCUCUCCGCAAAUCUGACACAAUAUCGUCGUUAUUUCUGUUAGGAAGGUGACUGCUCACCUGUCGGUAUGGCGAUGUCAACCUUUCAGAAGGUGACCCUCGCGACGUGCCUCGUGCUGUGCGUCGCGUUGCUGCUUCCUAAAAUGCUGUUAUCCCGGGGGAGGAAGGAUGCUGCCGAGCGGCCGGAGGGUUCAGGACGGUUCCCUCCAAUGUUGCACCGUCAGAUGGCUCCAGAGAGCAGAGGUCAGAGAGCCGCGGGGUCCGGAGCCUCCAGGGCCCACAACACAGAGGCCAUAGGCAGAGGCAAGGGAGCAGGAACAGGGGCGGGAGCUGGAGGCAAAUCCAACCUGGCAGGACAGAUCAUCCCUGUGUAUGGCUUCGGGAUCUUGCUCUACAUCCUCUACAUACUCUUUAAGAUCACGUCUAAAGGGAGCAGCAAGCCAGCAGAGGGGAGGUUCCCUGCAUCACGCUCAGAGAACCUCAAGAGAAAGAUCACUGAUUUCCAGCUUGCCCAGCUGCAGGAGAAGCUGAGGGAGACAGAGCUGGUGAUGGAGAAGAUUGUUUCCAAAGCCCAUCACAGUCCUAACAGGGUGAAGGGUGUGAUGGCAGACCAGGAGGAGAGCCUCCUUCAGCAGUUGACGGAGAUAACACAGAUGAUGCAGGAGGGUCAGCUGGUGGAGGGAAUGGCUCCAGAGAAGAAGCCCCAGGAUGACUGGAAAGAUUAUCCAGAGGAGCCUCAUCCAUACUGGGAACAUUCCCACUGCUGUUGUAAGGAGCACCACCACAGUCCACAGACAGAGGCAGAGAGAACAGAAGGCGACGGGGCCGACCUGCUCGAAAACCUCCCUGCAGACGUCACAGGUGGAGACGUGGUCGAGGAAGCAGAAGAUCUGAGCAAAAGAGCUGCGAGAGAAUCUGAUCUGACAGCAGCAAGUAGAGAGGAUGUAGGGUUAGAGAGUGAUUUAGGGAAAACUGAGGAGGAGGACAUGCAUGAACACAGAAAGGAACUGGGUCAGAUUGAUCUGGGCGUCCCAGAGGAGGAAAUGGUUGGAGUCCUGAAAGAGCUGGAGCUCACGCUGAGGAUGACAUCCGUAUUGGAGCAGGAGAAGAUUGAGGACCUGGCGCAACCAGCGGACUCAGAAACGGCCUGCAGCUUGGUCAGGCGCAGAAACAAGAGGAGGAGAGCAAAGAAAGACACAAACUGACCAACGCGAUUCAGACACAGUCAACUUGAGCCGGGGUCUGGUUUGUGGGGGCAGAUGGGGUUUUUAGUCUGUACUCAUCAGAUUGGGAAUAACAUGAAAGCUGGUGAUAGCAUGACAGUUUCUCCAGCCUUGCUUAAAUUUACUUGAAGGGAAUACAUGAGAAAAGACGUGAACAGGGCAUAUUUUAUAUCAGUAAUAUCAGCUUGAUCCAGUGGCUGAAAAGUUUAUAAAACCCUUAUUAUCUAAUACAGUAUUACCCGUCUGCAUGCACAAAUUCAUCAGAUUUUUUAACAUUUGAACAUAACACGCUUCCAGGAUUUCUGGUGAUGUGCUGAAAAGGUGGAGAGUAUGCACACAAAACCGUUUGUUAGAUCUGUCACGAAGGUCAGAAGGCAUCAGUUUCUGUUCCUCUAAGGCAUAGGUGUCAAACUCUGGCCCGCGGGCCAAAUUUGGCCCGCAGCCUAAUUACAUUUGGCCCGCGAAGCCAUACCAAAUUACUAUUAAUGCUGGCCUACUGGUAUUAUACAGCUAAUAUAUAUAUUGUUUAGUAUUAAGCUUUGCUUGUUCCAUAUUCAGUUUUUCAGCAAAACUUGUUUGAGUCCAUAAGAAAAGAUUCAUUCUUAUAUCUGGAGGAAGAUUUUUUUUCAAUAAAUAUUAAUGUUGGCCCGCGACUUUGUUCCAGUUUUGAAUUUUGGCCCACUGUGUAUUUGAGUUUGACACCCCUGCUCUAAGGGGACCUAAUGUUAUUACAUCUGGUACUGGAAGAUGAAGUGUAUCUAAAAUAAAAAAAAUAAAAAGAGCAAGUAAGACUGAAUCAGACCCCAAAUGGGAAUGCAAAUUGUCUUAAUACCUAGUGGACAAUAUUGGGAUGUUUGUGCCUCUUCUCACCUUUGUCAGCAAUGAAACACUACCAUUAAACUGCCGUCAUUUUAAAUUUUGUUUGACAGUUUUCCUACUGUGCUCUUGGAUUCCUUUGUGUGAGCAAAUGCAAUAAAUGACACUAUUCUUAAUUUAAGAAUGAACAAAACUCGGGUUUUUAAUUAGACAGGAGUUAGCCGAGUCCUCUUCUCCUCAGUGUUUAAUAUGAAGAAGUGUCUUCUAAACAAACCUACUGUGAGUAAAAGCACCUGAGAAUUCACAUCAGUGAUUAACAUGCUGUGAAGAUGUUUCACACACACUUUCCUGUAUAAUCUGGUCGUCAAACUAUGCCGUUUAGUUUUAUAGUAUCUACUUUAUGGCACUGAGUCAGACUCUUCUGUGAUGCCUGCAAUGUUAAUCGAAGUAUCGACACUUGCCAUGAGUCAGCUAAUAAUAUGGAGAGCAGCAGAAGCAGCAUUCAAAAACAAAAAGGAGUUUAUUACUUGUAUCAUGGUACAAUUUAACCAUACAAAAGCAACAUCACAUUGUUUGAUGUUAGCAGAGAAUAUUUUGGAUUAACAGUUUAGCAAGUGGCACAUCACAACAUCUUCCCCCUCUAAAUAUUUCUCUGUUGACUUGAAUUAAGUAUCAUGUGGUUGUCUGGGAUCUACAGGAAGCAGACCACUGUUUGGCAUGCUGCCUCAGUGCUCCAUUGGCUCAUCAGAGGCCUCUGCA